Schistosoma haematobium is the source of this 2557-nucleotide messenger RNA. RefSeq lists its product as uncharacterized. The record is from RefSeq and is a predicted model, not a curated record. The transcript has a single exon. The coding region runs from base 1656 to 2291 and encodes 211 amino acids. NCBI's taxonomy places the organism in Eukaryota, Metazoa, Platyhelminthes, Trematoda, Strigeidida, Schistosomatidae.
CAAACGAUGUUUUAGAUUAUCUUUUACCUAAGUUUUUCGGAUUUAUAGAGUAUGCAUUAAAGUCACUCACCAUAUGUAUUUUACAACUGUUUGACUAGAGUCUAGGUUUAUUUCGGAGGAAGUCGUUCACUACACACUCUGAACUUCAAUACACUACAACUAAUUCAAUUUAUUGGCCAUUAUAUUCGUGUUCUAAGUGAAUGGGCUUAUUUUGGUAGAAAAAUAAGCUAUUAGCUUAACUGGUAACAUGUGUAGUGACUCACAUUUAUCACGAGAACACGACUGGUUUAAUAAAAACAAUUAUUAUUAUAACCAGCUGUACCAGUGUUUGUUUUAACGUGCUUUUGUUUGACUGUGCUAAUUAUAGCCAUUUUGUGCUUCCAUUACCUUCCAUCAUUGUUCCGCGGUUUUUGGUACUGUUCGCACGUACUCCUGUCUUCUGCUUCCACUUGUACCAUUCCUUGGCACGAUCUCGGUAUUCGUUCAAUACCACGAGAUCGCCAACGAAAUAAAUCUGGUUACGUUCGAUCCUCGCCUUCUGAUUUGUCUGGCACGUGUUUCUGGGUAGCGGUGUUCACAGUUAAUCUCAACACGACGCCACGCUACAAUUGGUAAUCCCAAUCAGACUACAAUUGGUGACCCGUAUUUUGGAACACGCCUCAGCUUCUGGUCAAAUCUUCCAAAGAAGCCAAUUCGGUGAGUCUAUGAUUUAUCUAUCCACGUCUGUCGUAUAUUUUCAUAUUUUUUAAUAUAUAAUAUACUCGACAUGACGGAUAACGAUAAGAAUAGAAUUAAUAUAAUAGACUCACACGUAUGUGUACCGAAUCCUUGUCACUUUUUAUUCGCGUGAUGAUGAAUUCCACGCUUUAUUCGAGAAAUUUUCCCCUAUUAACUAUUCUCCUCGCUGACCCGGCUGCUUGGUACGGAAUGCAUUUGCAUACGCAUUAACGUCUACCUCCCAGCAUCAAAUGGUUAAGUUGAACGGUUUCAUUGCCAACUUAAAAGUGCUCUACGAGCACACGAGAACGACAACUGGUACGAAACCUUAUCGCUCGUCCCCUUAGGUAUUCGAACGAGCUUGAAGGCAGAUAUACAAUGUUCCGCCACUGAACUUGUAUACGGCACGACAUUGCGUCUGCCCGGAGAAUUCUUCACACCACGGAGCAGACCUAAUUUCGGUAAAUCAGACUACGUCCAUCGACUGUCUGCAUUUAUGCGAACGCUGUCUCCGGUGUCAACUCGAAUACAACAUCGACAGGUCGCUCUCCCUCGAGAGUUAUCUACCUGUUCACAUGUUCUCAUACGAGUAGAUUCGGUACGCAAACCUUGGCAACAACCUUACGAAGGCCCUUUUCGCGUGAUCGCUCGUCACGAAAAGACCUUCAAGGUUGAUCGACACGGCCGCGUCGAGAUCGUCAGCAUUGAUCGUCUCAAACCAGCACACGUCGAUGACAGUGCCCUAUCUGAUAACCUGAGACUCAAUGCUAGACCUAUCAAACCUAGCGGGAUCCUUAAAUCUUCUUCAGGUCCCACGCUAGAUACAUCUGAGACCUCAUUCUCACGUCCCAGUCAACAGCACGCGUCAUCUGCACCGUCUACGGAUGAGACGACAGUCUCACGUCCAGAUCAGCAGACCACGCCGCCCUUGACUUCGGAUGAGAUGGCAGGCUCACGCGACGCGAACGAGACUAUCGUCUCACGUUCCGGUCGCCGAGUACGGUUACCCGUACGCUUCCUCGACUAGUCGCACAGUCGACAACCGAUACGGUAUAGGAAUAUUCCUAUGCUACUUGCAUGCUACACCCUUCUCUUUUUUGAUUUUCUUUUUGUUUCCUGAGCCCGCGCCUUCGACCAUCUCCGUUUGGUACCGUCGACUUCAGUCAACUUUGGUGAAAGCUGGCCUGAUCACCCAUGCUCUUGUCAACGUACUCAGUCGAUAUAUUGGUUUCGAAUGCUUGGCAUACGCUUGGUCUCGAACUUGGUCGUUAUGGUCGCUUCUGGUUCAUCGGCUCAACGUGGUUUCGUCCUUCGUCUGCAGCGUUUCUGGUCCGGACCCCUACGAACGCCCUCUUCAGAUUCUGGAUACAAACCACUCUGGUGUAUCAUGCCAACUCAAGCAACAAAUACAGCACAUCGCUCCUGGUACCGUUCUCCGAAAACGACCUUCGUUGGCAACUCGACGAUCAACGAUCGCUUUCCUGUUCGCCAAUUCUUCCGUCCUACAAUCGCUCGUCAGCCGAUCAGUCCCACGAUUUAAACCGCUAUUUGUCGAAAGUGUAAACCCUUUCUAGCGGGGGCUCCUGUAGUGACUCACAUUUAUCACGAAAACACGACUGGUUUAAUAAAAACAAUUAUUAUUAUAACCAACUGUACCAGUGUUUGUUUUAACGUGCUUUUGUUUGACUGUGCUAAUGACAGCUAUUUUGUGCUUCCAUUCUUUUACUUACACUUCGAUUGUAACUUCGCGCGAAUUCGGUUACGUUCUGUAACCAAGCUUGUAUCCUGGCACGAUCUCGGUAUCCUUUCGAUGCCACGAGAUCGCCAGCUAAUAAACCUC